This is a messenger RNA of Acaulospora colombiana, 1680 nucleotides long. Lineage: Eukaryota; Fungi; Glomeromycota; Glomeromycetes; Diversisporales; Acaulosporaceae. The record is from the annotation of a GenBank genome assembly.
UUGUAAAACAACGUCCUGAUAACGUUGAAGAAGGAGGGAAAGGGUGCUCGGAAGGAAUAGUCGGCUACUAUCGAGUGGCUAAAAGUCGAAAUGCCAACUUGACGCUCGCCAACUUUCUACCCCGCAAAUCGACCCCACACUCAACCGCCACGACAACAAGUCAUCGGUUGUUCCGCAAUAGCUCUUAUCGAAAACAACGGGUCAAGCAUUGCUCCCGUGGACGGCAUGAGACGAUGGUCCACGUAAAAUCCUUUUUGCCAGAUCCGCCCGAACUACCCCCAACCAACAUUCAUGCUUUUUUCAUCGAACCCCGCGAGACGGUGGACAAGGACUAUGUUUUCUUGAUCGAUGGUCUGACUGGAGAGCAAUGGACGCGAUCAUAUUUCAAGGAGCGCGUUGACCGUGCGAGGACCGCGCUGGACAUGGGCGUUGAGCGAAAAGGGUUGGGGCUCGUACAGUCGAACAUGGUUGCUAUUCUUAGCGAGAAUUGCAUAGAAUAUGUGACACUGAUUCACGCCCUCUGUUCCUUGGCCGUUCCGUUCGCACCUUGCUCGGCCUAUGCUACACCAUAUGAAUUAGCACACUCUCUUCGACUCUCAGGAGCAUCCCAUCUUUUCGUUCAUUCGGAUAAAUUGAAGAUAGGUCUUCAGGCGGCCAAAGAAGUCGGUAUCCCUGCUUCCAAGGUGUAUGUUCUUCAGGGAAAAGCUCCUCAAGGUUUCAUAACUCUGCAACAGCUCAUAAAACGUGUAGAGCUGGAGAAGAUUCCUAUUGUCCCAAUAAAGCCUGUGACCGCUAAUCAGCUUGCAUUCGUCUUGUUCUCUAGUGGUACUACCGGACUGCCAAAAGAGCGUUGUAUGGAUGGCAACGAUAAUGGCAUCAGAUUUUCGCCGCCUGAAGGUCAUAAUCCUGUUUUAAUGGGUUAUCUGCCAAUCUAUCACACUUUUGGUCUCCAUACAAUAUGCCUUAGGUCACUGUUGGCUCCUGCCACGAUCGUAAUUAUCCCACGUUGGAAUACAGACUUAGUACUGGACCUCAUCCCAAAGUACCGCGUGACAACUCUACCAAGUGUCCCAUCUAUCAUCCAUCAACUCGCAUCCUCGCCCAAGCUAGCCAAGACGGAUAUGAGCUCUGUCCUUGCUGUAACAUCUGGGGCAGCAUAUCUACCUUUACCACUUGCUGACAAGAUACAAGGCAAAGUUGGGACCAAGAGCCCGGUAUUGACCGGCUAUGGUCUCUCAGAAGUGGGUCAACUGGGAGGAAAGUGGACACGAGUACCGGACUCAACUGGCGCACUUAUCCCAGGAAUGGAAGCACGUACCGUCCGCGAAGACGGCACAGAAGCAGACUAUAAUGAAAGCGGAGAGUUGUGGCUCAAGGGCAAGAAUGUCGCCAUGGGCUAUUAUCGCAAUCCAAAGGCGACAGCUGAGACAACAUCUGCAUGGGGUAGUAGCGCAUCAGUAUCCAACUCCAGGUCACCAAUCAGUCAAGAAGUGUCCUCAUCUGAUGAUCUCAGAUGGAGAGAUGUCAUGAAUGCAAAUUCGAAACGGUUGAGCAAACGAAUCCACCGCGAGUCCCGCAUUUCCGUCGCCUCUACAUCUUCCAACUUCUUUGGUGGUGGUGGAGAUAUACCUUCUCCCAUCGAUAUCCCUCCUAUGCCAACACCAAUUACCCCAAUGACGG